GUUUCUCAUAUAUGCGGAUGAAGUAUCUUUUCAUCUCUUGGUUAGUAGUAUUUGUUGGCAGCUGGGUUACAUAUGUUCAGUACUCCACCUACACAGAACUAUGCAGAGGACAUGACUGUAGGAAAAUAAUAUGUGAUAAAUACAAGACUGGAGUUAUUGAUGGGUCAGCAUGCAGCAGUCUUUGUGCUAAAGAAACACUGUAUUUUGGAAAAUGUUUGUCAACAAAGCCCAAUAACCAGAUGUAUUUAGGAAUCUGGGGAAAUCUGCAAGGUGUUAUAAAAUGCCAGAUGGAAGAAGCUGCUCAGCUUGAUCUUGGUACUGACCCAGAACCAAGGAAGGAAAUAGUCCUAUUUGAUAAACCAACAAGAGGAACCACUGUUGAGAAAUUCAAAGAAAUGGUAUAUAGUCUUUUUAAGGCCAAAUUGGGUGAACAAGGAAAUCUUUCAGAACUGGUUAAUCUCAUCCUCUCUUUUGCUGAUGGAAACAAAGAUGGUAGAGUUUCUUUGCCAGAGGCGAAAUCUGCAUGGGCACUGCUGCAGCUAGAUGAGUUUCUAUUAAUGGUGAUCUUGCAGGAUAAAGAACAUACUCCCAAGUUGAUGGGGUUUUGUGGGAAUCUCUAUGUGACCGAAAGAGUUGAAUAUACCUCUCUCUAUGGAAUCAGCCUUCCGUGGAUUAUAGAACUUUUCAUUCCUUCUGGCUUCAGAAGAAGCAUGGACCAGUGGUUUACUCCAUCAUGGCCAAGAAAGGCAAAAAUAGCCAUAGGGCUUUUAGAAUUUGUGGAAGAUAUUUUUCAUGGACCUUAUGGAAACUUUCUUAUGUGCGAUACAAGUGCCAAAAACUUGGGAUAUAAUGAUAAAUACGAUUUGAAAAUGAUAGACAUGAGGAAAAUUGUGCCAGAAAUGAACCUGAAGGAAAUAAUUAAAGAUCGCCAGUGUGAAUCAGACUUAGACUGUAUUUAUGGUACAGACUGUAGAACUCUAUGUGACCAAAGCAAAAUGAGAUGUACCACAGAAGUAAUUCAGCCAAACUUGGCAAAAGCCUGCCAGCUACUUAAAGACUAUCUGCUUCGUGGUGCUCCUUCUGAUAUCCAUGAAGAACUAGAAAAACAAUUGUACUUGUGUAUUGCCCUGAAAGUCACAGCAAAUCAGAUGGAGAUGGAGCAUUCCUUAAUACUCAAUAACUUAAAAACUUUACUGUGGAAGAAAAUUUCCCAUACAAAUGAUUCUUAGCUUCUCUACCAGCAGAAGAGAAUCGAUGCCUGCCACUAGAGUGGCCUCUACCCAUUUGGUAAAAACUCAGCAUUUUUAAAAGAUGGUUCUUUAUUCAGAUUUCAUUAAAGGCUCUUUAAUUCUUGCCC
Nestor notabilis (Kea) is the source of this 1357-nucleotide messenger RNA. It is a transcript of the gene DIPK1A, whose product is annotated as family with sequence similarity 69, member A. The transcript is spliced from 4 exons. The coding region runs from base 12 to 1229 and encodes 405 amino acids. Lineage: Eukaryota; Metazoa; Chordata; Aves; Psittaciformes; Psittacidae. The record is from RefSeq and is a predicted model, not a curated record.